Molecule: messenger RNA, 1452 nt
Organism: Photinus pyralis (common eastern firefly)
Lineage: Eukaryota; Metazoa; Arthropoda; Insecta; Coleoptera; Lampyridae
Gene: p24-1
Product: transmembrane emp24 domain-containing protein 3
Exons: 3
Coding region: 135-758 (207 amino acids)
Biological process (GO): intracellular protein transport; endoplasmic reticulum to Golgi vesicle-mediated transport; Golgi organization
Cellular component (GO): endoplasmic reticulum; endoplasmic reticulum-Golgi intermediate compartment; COPII-coated ER to Golgi transport vesicle
Source: RefSeq, a predicted model, not a curated record
ACGUCGCAAUUUUGACUGUGUUUCCGGCCACGUUUGUUGUAGCAAAUAAUCAAAUUAUGCGGUUAUAACUUUAAAUGUAACACGUAACUAUUUUAAUAAAUUAUAACUGCAAAUGAAAUAGAAAUAUUGCCAUCAUGGAUUAUUGGUUUUCUCUGCUUGCUCUUUUCUCUAUAUAUUUCAAGUUUACUACAGGUACAGAAUUAACCUUUGAACUGCCAGAUAGUGCUAAGGAAUGCUUUCACGAAGAAAUAAAGAAAAAUACGUCGGUAACUGUUGAAUUCCAGGUUGUAACGGGCGGUCAGUAUGAUGUCGAUGUUACCGUUGAAGAUCCGAAGAAGCAAGUCAUUUACAAACAAAUAAAGAUGCAGUUCGAUUCACAUACAUUUACUACUGAACAUACAGGGGUUUACAUAGUCUGCUUUAGUAAUGAGUUUUCGACAUUCUCGCACAAACUUGUUUAUUUUGAUCUCCAAGUGGGCGACGAACAGCCCUUGCCUGGUAUUGGUGAACACGUUACUGUCAUGACCCAGAUGGAGACAUCGGCGCAAGACAUUCAUAAAUCUUUAAAUUCUAUAAUAGAUUUUCAAACCCAUCAUAGACUAAGGGAAACACAAGGAAGAAAACGUGCAGAAGAUCUUAAUGAGAGAGUGUUGUGGUGGUCAAUCUUAGAGUCGUUAGCCGUGUUAGUAAUUGGUUUUGGACAAGUUUUCAUUCUCAAAAAUUUCUUUACUGACAAGAAACCGUUUGGUGUGAAAUGAUCAGGAAUAGGUAAUACAAUAUUACCUUUAGGCUACUUUUUGUUAAUUGACUUCCGUUAUGUAUUGUUAUUAUCUUAGUUUAAGUCGAAGUAGAACAUUGAUUAUGGAAAACUAAAUAGUUAUACCUUUUAAAAGCAUACGUAUUGUUUUUAACGUUUAAUGUAAAUUUUUCUUUGAAGGUGUAGAUAAAAUACCUUGAUGAAAUGUUUGCAUUACGAUUAAGUCCUGAAAUCCGCUUACUUAAUCUCAUUCCGUAUUUUUCUUCCUAUUGUAAAGAUAAGAUAAAUUAUUGUUACAUCAGAAUUCAUUAGGCAAAAUCAUUUUUAGCACUAAGGAAGCAGGUAAGUGUAAUUAAAAUGCUGAUAUAUCAAUAUAAUUAAUGGUCUACUUAAAAUGGUCUCGUAUAAAGUUAUCUGGUUUGUUUUAAUUUAUGAAUUAUUGAUGUGUGGAACCGUUUCAUGUGCAUUUGGAAAUGCAACUACAUCAUUUCAUCGGUAACACGAAUGUUCUCUAAAUUGCAUUUCCAAUCUUGCCUUUAUCAAUUUUAUUUGUAUAGCAAAGAUGUCUUUGAUUCAAAAACAGUAUUUAUCUUUAAUAGGUUCAAUUUAAAUAUACAGAUGUACAAAAUGAAGUUUUAUAGGCUGUUAUUAAUUUCUAGCGUGUAUAAAACUGUACUUUAAUGAAGACAUUAAAA